AAGUAAUUAGUCCCUUUCCUGCUGGCCAAAGCAGGCUAUGAUUCAUCGCCCAUUAGUGCUUCCAUCACCUCCCUUCUCGUUUCUCCCAGAGUAUAUAAACACAUCAAUGUAACAAAGCUGUUCAAAUCUUGCCCCCUUGGCUUCCUUUCCUCUGGUUUGUCUUCCUCCUCCACUGUCUUCUUGUGCUCGUUUGAGGUCAAUACGUCGAAUAAGUCGGUACUUGGGAGUGACCGCAGCGAUGGCGAGAGGGCAAGCCGCGCCGCUCCUCCCGGCGAGGAAGUCGGGCCGCGACGAUGGUGAUGACGAGCUCCGUGGCCUCCGAUCCUGCCUCCGGUGGAUGUGCCACGACCAGUCGGACGCCGGCCUCGCGGUGGUCUCGUGGGUGGCUUUCUUUGUCCUCGCCGUGGCCAUCCCAGCGGUGUCCCACUUCGUGCUCUCAUACCGCCCCGACCGCCGCCCCUACGACCUCGUAGUCCAGCUCUCCCUCUCCGCGGCCGCCGCGCUCUCCUUCCUCACCCUCUCCUCCGCCACCCGCCGCUACGGCCUCCGCCGCUUCCUCCUCCUCGACAAGCUCCCCAGCCAGAGCCCUCGCGUCCGCCUCGCCUACACCGCCCAGCUCCGCCGCUCCUUCCGCCUCCUCGCUCUCUUCGUCACCCCCUGCUUCGUCGCCGAGGUCGCUUACAAGUCCUGGUGGUACGCCUUCAGCGCCGACCGGAUCCCCUUCCUGGGGAACCCGGUGGCCACCGGCUGCGUCGCGUGCGCGCUGGAGUUGGCUUCGUGGAUCUACCGCACCGCGAGCUUCUUCGUGGUGUGCGUGAUGUUCCGAUCGAUUUGCCAUUUGCAGAUCCUGCGGCUGCAGGAGUUCGCGGCGGUGUUCCAGGAGGAGUCGGAGGUGAUGGUGGUGCUCAAGGAACACCUCCGCGUGCGGAGGCAGCUCAGAGUUAUUAGCCACCGGUUCCGGGGGUUCAUCCUCUUGGGAUUGAUAAUGGUGACGGCCAGCCAAUUCGCGGCCGUCUUCGUCACCACCCGCCCGCACUCCGAUGAUAGCCUCUUCAACACCGGAGAGCUCGCGAUCUGCUCAUUUGCGCUUGUGACUGGACUCCUUAUAUGCUUACGUGGUGCGGCCAAAAUCACCCACAAAGCUCAAGCACUCACAAGCCAUGCUGCAAAGUGGCAUGUCUGUGCCACCAUUGAGACUUUUGCUGUAGAUCCUGAGACACCCUCUGAAGCUAUUUCCAAGGCUAGUUCUGAAUUCCCAGUAACCAAUGGCGAUGAGGACUCUGAUGAGGAAGAGGGCAGUGAGGAGGAUGAACUGGAAGGGACGAAGAUUGUACAAUCCCAUGCUCACACCAUUUCCUUUCAAAAGAGACAAGCACUCGUGACAUAUCUGGAGAACAACAGGGCAGGGAUCACCAUAUUUGGAUUCACAGUUGACCGGUCUUGGCUUCAUACGGUAUUUAUGCUUGAAACUACUCUGUUCUUGUGGCUUUUGGGCAAGACAAUCGGGAUCUCUUAAGCCAGUAUCAUCUCCUUAAAUAAUUUCACUCUUGUUCUUUCCCUUCUUAUUCCUGUUUACAGAAAGGUUAUGAUUAGGCAUGCUUUCAUUCUUUUGAGAGGUGAAAGCAUUUCUUGAGGCUUUAAUGUAUAUAAUCUUACAGAGAUGUUGUCUGUGUUUGGUGUCCAUCUCUCCCCUUAGUUGUUCUUGAUGCUAGUUCUGCAUUCAGUCGCUUGGAUCUUUUGUCUGUGUAUUACAUUUUUGUUAGCUAAAAUUAGUUUAUGCAUCUAAAUUUGUACCAGUUUAUUCAAA
Molecule: messenger RNA, 1807 nt
Organism: Musa acuminata subsp. malaccensis (wild Malaysian banana)
Lineage: Eukaryota; Viridiplantae; Streptophyta; Magnoliopsida; Zingiberales; Musaceae
Source: RefSeq, a predicted model, not a curated record